UUACAAUAAAUUAAAGUUCAGUGACCAAAAAUGAAAUUAACCCUUAUUUUCCACCUCUCUUUUCCAUUGCACCAAACGCGCCCAACUUCCACGUUCGCGGCUCCUCUUCCCUCCAGUUGCGAUUCUUCAACUGGAAAAAGGCGCAGCAGAAAUUCAAGCAGCAAGUCAAACCAAAAGAAAAGUAGCCCAAAUCAGCAUUUGCUAUCGAAUUCUCAGUUCUUGAAAAGGACCAUAAAGAAAUCUUAAUAGAAUCCCAAUCAGCAAAAUAUGUUCAUUCCUUCUUCGACAUGAUCAUAAAACAACAGCGGCAUUUCAUCAAACAUCUUGUCACCAGAAGUAAGUUCUUCUUUUUACUCUCUUCUUGCAACCCAAAACUGUGCUAUUCUUCAUCCACACCAUUAUCGCCGGAACGUGUCAAAACAACAAUCAGAAACCCAAAUCAAUUCUACCCUUCAUUGUUCUGCACUCUUAUCCAUCUCUUCCUCCGAUGUGACCAACUUUCCAGAGCCAUCUCAGCUUUCUCCGCCAUGCGAGAUUACAAUUUUAUACCGGAACUUCCCUCGUGGAACCGCCUCUUGCACCACUUCAACAGCUCUGGAUUGGUUCAACAGGUAAUGUUCAUUUACCAAGAAAUGAUCUCUUGUGGUGUGAGCCCCAAUGUGGCCACCAAGAAUAUAGUAGUUCACUCUAUGUGUAAAGUAGGAAAUAUUGAAAGGGCACUUGAAUUAUUGAGAAAUAAUGCACAUUUUAGAUUUGAGAGUGAUGGGGUCACUUAUAAUACUGUGAUAUGGGGUUUUUGUAAACACGGGUUUGUUGAAACGGGACUUGGGGUUGUCUCUCAGAUGGUCAAGAGUGGGGUGAAUAUUGAUAAUUUUACUUGUAAUAUACUGAUGAAGGGAUAUUGUGAAAAAGGUAUGCUGGAAAAUGCUAGAUAUGUGAUGGAAAUGUUUAAUGAUCACAUAGAUGUUGAUAAUAAAAUCUCUAUAGAUGUUGUGGGUUUUAAUACUUUGAUACAUGGGUAUUGUGAGGCUGGUGAGGUUAGUGGUGGUCUUGAGUUGGUGAAGUGUAUGACAGUAGCUGGUGUAUUGCCUGAUAUUGUUACAUAUAAUACUUUGAUUGACGGGUUCUGUGAAAUGGGGGAUUUUGAGAGUGCCAAGAGACUAAUGGAUGAGCUCUUGGAGCACAACGUUUCCACAAGUGAUGAUGAGGAAAAAGAAAACAGAGUGGUUGUGGGAUCAGGUUUGACAGCAAACCAUAUUACGUACACUAAUUUAAUUAGUGGGUAUUGUAAGCAACAUAGAAUCGAGGAAGCUUUGGGUACAUUUGAUGAAAUGAAUAGGAACAGGAUAGAUGCCGAUGUAGUUACAUUUAGUUCUAUUAUAAAUGUUCUAUGUAAGUAUGGGAAGUUUGCUGAAGCUAGAUCACUUUUCUGGCGGAUGUUAGAGCUGGGUGUGGAUCCAAAUCACGUUACCUACACUGUCUUCAUUGAUUAUCUUUUUAAAAAUGGGAACAUAAUGGCUGCAUUUAGCCUGUUGACUCACAUGGUGGUUCGUGGAAUGUCCUUUGAUUUGGUGGUCUUUACCACUUUGAUUGAUGGUCUCUUUAAGGUUGGAAGGGCAGAUGAUGCUAAAGAUAUGUAUAGGAUUCUUUUGGAGACUAAUUUAGUUCCAAGUCGCAUAACUUAUUCUGCUUUGGUUGAUGGGCAUUGUAAAAUAGGUGACAUGAAGGGUGCUGAGAUUGUUCUGCAGCAAAUGGAGCUGAGAAAUGUUCUUCCAAAUGUCAUUACUUAUUCCUCUCUAAUUGACGGCUACAUGAAAAGUGGAAUGCUUGAUGCAGCUGUUAAUACCAUGAGGAACAUGGUUUCCCAAAAUGUCUUGCCUAACGUUUUUACCUAUAGUGCCCUUAUAGAUGGCUGUUUAAAAGCUGGUAAACAGGAAAUUGCUCAAGAUCUCUAUGAGGACAUGAAACUCAGAGGGGUGGAGGAGAACAACUUUAUAUUGGAUGCUUUCGUGAACGAUUUGAAAAGGGAGGGAAGUAUGGAUAAAGCUGAGGCAUUGUUUAGAGAUUCUAUGUCAAGGGGACUGUUAAUUGACCGUGUCAAUUACACGACCCUGAUGGAUGGACUGUUCAAAGCAGGAAAAGACUCAUCAGCUCUUGAAUGGGCCCAGGAGAUCACAGAGAAAAAUUUAGGGUUUGAUGUUAUUGCAUACAAUGUUUUGCUUAAUGGAUUGCUUGGGCUUGGUCAUUAUGAAUUGCAAUCUGUUUAUAUUGGAAUGCAAAGAUUUGGUUUAGCUCCAGAUCUUGCUACAUUUAAUACCAUGAUUAAAGCAUAUUGUAGAGAUGGAAAAUUGGAAAAUGCAUUUCAGCUCCUUGAUGAGAUGAAAAUUCAUGGAUUAAUGCCUAAUUCAAUUACUUCUAAUCUCAUGGUGGGAGGGCUUUGUAAGUCAGGUGAAGUAGAUAAAGCUAUGGAUUUGUUGAAUGAGAUGUCUCGUGUGGGUCUUUGUCCUACCUCAAUCACUCACAAACUCCUACUUAGCUCUGCAUCGGAGAGUAAAAAGGCCAACACAAUCCUGGCGAUGCAUGAGCGGUUGGUAAGGAUGGGUCUUAAUCUCAAUCAGACAACUUACAACACUCUCAUCAGUAUCUUGUGCAGACUAGGGAUGACUGCAAAAGCAAUGUCAGUAUUAGAAGAAAUGGUAGGAGGAGGCUUUCAAGCUGACACUAUCACUUACAAUGCUCUUAUACGUGGAUAUUGCAGAAGCUUUCAUCUAAAGAACGCUUUUGGGAUGUAUUCUGAGAUGAUGCUUAAAGAAGUUUCUCCAGAUAUUACAACAUAUAAUACACUUCUAGGGGGACUUGCAUCAGCUGGGUUGAUGCACGAGGCAAAUGAAUUCCUUGAUGAAAUGAAAGCAAAGGGCUUCGUCCCCAAUCCUACAACAUAUGACAUCCUAGUUUCUGGCCAUGGGAAGAUUGGAAACAAGAAGGAAUCUAUAAGAUUGUAUUGUGAAAUGAUAACCAAGGGUUUUGUUCCUCGAACUAGCACUUAUAACUUACUUAUCAGAGAUUUUGCGAAAGUGGGGAAAAUGAUCCAAGCUAAGGAGCUGAUGAAUGAGAUGGAAGUUAGAGGGGCGAUCCCUAAUUCCUCAACCUAUGACAUACUUAUUAGUGGAUGGUGCAAAGUAUCAAAUCAAGUAAAGGUUCAAAAGUCAGUGAAAAAUUCAUACCAAGCAGAGGCAAGAAGGUUGUUUAAAGAGAUGAGCGAUAAAGGCUUUACUCCAAGUGAAACUACUAUUUAUAGUCUCAGUUCAGUCCUUGCAAAACCAGGAAAAGAGGUUGAUGCUCAAAGGAUGUUAGAGAAACUAUACAAACGAAAGAAAAGUUAACAGCUAAGGAUAGGUAAUUUCCAGGGAAGGGAAACCAGCAAAAUGAGGGAAAACCGAAAAGCUUUUGGAGAAAAGAUACCAGAUUCCAUGGUGCAGACAAUUCGAGCUUUGAGAAAGGCAAAUUUUUCUUGCAUGAAGGCUGAACGGUGGUUUAAUAUUUUAAUUGGAAAAUCAAUAUCUUAAGACGUGGAAUAUAUGUAAAACAAUUCUUUUUCUGCUUUGCAUGAGUAGGCUAUAACAUCUUUGUUACGAGAACCUGAAAAUACUGACCUGAUAUUUGCCCUCUUUAUCUCAUUUGUGAAAAUGCUAUUGCAGGAUGAUGAAGUCUCAACUUGACUUUCCUGUUCUCCAUAGAAUUUUUCCUUACAAAUAUAGGACCACUGUUGUCAAAUAUUUUAGACUUUAAUUUGAUAUUUUUGUUGAUUGAUCUUGUAACUUUUCCCUGAUUUCAUGUAUCAUCUGAAAUUUCAAACGUAGAUAUUGGGUGGACAUUGCCUGAGGGGUCACUUGACUGCAUGGCUGACGCCGCUGGAGUUUUUUUGCAUGAGAUUAAACUUUCUGUUAUGGGCUUCCAGCAACUGUAGAGAAGUUUGAGUUCAAAAGCUCAAAUAAUCCUUCAAAAAUUCAUGUAUGGAUUGCACAAUCCUUAGCCCAAAUUACACUGCCUAGAGGCAUAAACCUGUAAAAAAGGUCGCUGAAUCUUUGGCAUGUCUCUGGAGUCAGAAUUCGUGGACCUUUGGCUGCAUAUUGCUAGUCUGAUUUAAUUGCUGGGGAAAUUUAUGCAUUUAAUGUCAAAGCUUGAGGACAACCUCCUAAUUAUGCAAGUGUAGUGGGUGUGAGAAUACCAAGGGAUUGUGGAAAAUAAUUUCUGAUUGCAUCCAGUUCAGGGCAUCCAAAAUACCAACUCUAAACUCAACGUUGGUGGUUUCUUGGCCAAUUACAAGAGAUUUCUCAAAGCCUUCCUGCAAGAUGAG
Olea europaea var. sylvestris is the source of this 4357-nucleotide messenger RNA. RefSeq names its product pentatricopeptide repeat-containing protein At5g14770, mitochondrial. The record is from RefSeq and is a predicted model, not a curated record. The transcript has 3 exons. Bases 288 to 3383 code for a protein of 1031 amino acids. Gene Ontology annotation, molecular function: protein binding. NCBI's taxonomy places the organism in Eukaryota, Viridiplantae, Streptophyta, Magnoliopsida, Lamiales, Oleaceae.